Messenger RNA from Echinops telfairi (small Madagascar hedgehog), 1097 nucleotides. It is a transcript of the gene ROM1, whose product is annotated as retinal outer segment membrane protein 1. The record is from RefSeq and is a predicted model, not a curated record. The transcript is spliced from 3 exons. Gene Ontology annotation, biological process: visual perception. Gene Ontology annotation, cellular component: membrane. Bases 48 to 1097 code for a protein of 349 amino acids. NCBI's taxonomy places the organism in Eukaryota, Metazoa, Chordata, Mammalia, Afrosoricida, Tenrecidae.
CAACCCCGGCCCCCAAAACCCUGUGCGCUCCAAGGCAGAGAUGGGAGAUGGCGCCAGUGCUACCGCUGGUGCUGCCCCUCCAGUCUAGAAUCCGCCUGGCGCAGGGUCUCUGGCUCCUCUGCUGGCUGUUGGCACUGACCGGUGGCCUCACCAUCCUCAUUAGUGGGCACCUCCUGGUCCAGCUGUGGCACCUUGGCACCUUCCUGGCUCCCUCCUGCCUGUUCCCUGCCCUGCCCCAAGUUGCCCUGGCAGCAGGAGUAGUGGUUCUGGGCACAGGGCUGAUGGGUGCAGGAGCCAGCCGGGCAAGUCUGAAUGCAGCUCAAUAUCCUCUCUGGCGAGGGGUCCUGGGCCCACUGUUGGUGGCCGGCACAGCGGGGGGUGGAGGCCUCCUGCUUCUCGCCCUGGGACUGGCCCUGGGUUUGCCCUGGAGUCUGGGAGCAGGCCUGGAGGAAGGCCUGGGGACUGCCCUGGCUCACUACAAGGACACGGAGUUGCCUGGGCACUGCCAUGCCAAGCGACUGAUUGAUGAGCUGCAGCUGAGGCACCACUGCUGCGGCCGCCAUGGCUAUAAGGACUGGUUUGGAAUCCAGUGGGUCAGCAGCCGCUACCUGGACCCCAAUGACCAGGACGUGAUUGACCGGACCCAGAACAAUGUGGAAGGCCUAUACCUGACCGAUGGGGUCCCCUUCUCCUGCUGCAACCCCCACUCACCCCGGCCUUGCCUGCAGAGCCGCCUCUCAGACCCGUACGCCCACCCCAUCUUCGAUCCCCGCCAGCCCAACCUAAACCUCUGGGCCCAGGGUUGCCACGGGGUGCUGCUGAAGUACCUACAGGGCUGGGCAAGCACCGUGAGCGGCAUGCUGGCCGGCACCUUCCUGCUGCAGGCUCUGGUGCUCCUGGGCCUGCGGUACCUGCAGACGGCGCUGGAGGGGCUCAGGGGUAUCAUAGAUGGGGAAGGAGAGACCCAGGGCUACCUUCUUCCUGGGGGCCUGAGAGAUGUGCUGAAGACAACCAGGUGGAAGGGAAGGGCUGCCCACAGGCCAGCCCCUGAGGACACCCCUGCGACAGAGGCAUCUCCUGAGGAGGGGGCUGCCUGA